Cercocebus atys (sooty mangabey) is the source of this 4303-nucleotide messenger RNA. RefSeq names its product GRB2-associated binding protein 3 (gene GAB3). The record is from RefSeq and is a predicted model, not a curated record. Bases 53 to 1816 code for a protein of 587 amino acids. The transcript is spliced from 10 exons. Lineage: Eukaryota; Metazoa; Chordata; Mammalia; Primates; Cercopithecidae.
CUUCUGCCGCGGGCGGCUGGCCCAGCUGGAGGAAGCGGCGGCGGCGGCCACGAUGAGUGCGGGCGACGCAGUGUGCACCGGCUGGCUCGUUAAGUCGCCCCCCGAGAGGAAGCUACAGCGCUACGCCUGGCGCAAGCGCUGGUUUGUCCUCCGGCGAGGCCGCAUGAGCGGCAACCCCGAUGUCUUGGAGUACUACAGGAACAAGCACUCCAGCAAGCCUAUCCGGGUAAUAGACCUCAGCGAGUGUGCAGUGUGGAAGCAUGUGGGCCCCGGCUUUGUUCGGAAGGAAUUUCAGAAUAAUUUCGUGUUCAUUGUCAAGACUACUUCCCGUACAUUCUACCUGGUGGCCAAAACUGAGCAAGAAAUGCAGGUGUGGGUGCACAGCAUCAGUCAGGUCUGCAACCUUGGCCACCUGGAGGAUGGCACAGCAGAUUCCAUGGAGAGCCUGUCUUACACACCCUCCUCCCCGCAGCCAUCCUCUGCCGGCUCCCUUCAUACCGCCCAUGCUGCCAGCUCCUCCUUGCCAAGAGAUGACCCAAACACUAAUGCUGUAGCCACUGAGGAAACAAGAAGUGAGUCAGAGCUUCUCUUCCUUCCAGAUUAUCUGGUUUUGUCCAACUGUGAGACUGGAAGACUGCACCAUACCAGUCUACCCACCAGAUGUGAUAGCUGGUCAAACUCAGACCGUUCAUUGGAACAGGCUUCAUUUGAUGACGUUUUUGUUGACUGCCUGCAGCCGCUCCCAUCCAGUCAUUUGGUCCACCCCUCAUGCCCUGGCAAUGGAGCUCAGGAGGUGCCAUCCUCGAGGCCUCAGCCUGCCCUGAUCUGGAGUAGAGAAAUCAAUGGGCCACCCAGGGACCACUUGUCUUCUUCACCAUUGCUGGGAAGUUCCUUAAGUUCCACCAUUCAGGUAGAUAAAAAUCAAGGUUCCUUACCCUGUGGAGCAAAAGAACUAGACAUUAUGUCCAACACUCCACCUCCCCGCCCCCCUAAGCCAAGCCAUCUGUCUGAACGGCGCCAAGAGGAGUGGAGUACACACAGUGGCAGCAAGAAGCCAGAAUGCACUCUGGUUCCCAGAAGAAUCUCUCUCUCUGGUUUAGACAACAUGAGAACGUGGAAAGCUGAUGUAGAAGGCCAAUCCUUAAGACACCGAGACAAGCGACUUAGUUUAAAUUUGCCAUGCAGGUUCUCCCCAAUGUACCCCACAGCUUCAGCCAGUAUCGAAGACAGCUAUGUGCCCAUGAGCCCCCAGGCUGGUGCCUCUGGUCUUGGACCCCACUGCAGCCCUGAUGACUACAUUCCAAUGAACUCAGGAAGCAUCUCAAGCCAGUUGCCUGAGCUACCUGCAGACCUGGAACCUCCCCCAGUGAAUAGAGAUCUCAAGCCUCAGAGGAAACCACGGCCACCUCCUCUGGACCUGAGAAACCUCUCCACUAUCCGGGAGCAUGCAUCUCUUACCAGGACCCGCACUGUGCCUUGCAGUCGAACCAGCUUUCUCUCUCCAGAAAGAAAUGGUAUUAAUUCUGCAAGAUUUUUUGCUAAUCCUGUUUCCAGAGAAGAGGAAGAAAGCUACAUCGAAAUGGAGGAGCACCGAACAACCAGUUCCCUGAGCAGUGGUGCUCUUACGUGGACAAAGAAAUUCAGCCUAGAUUAUUUGGCCCUGGACUUCAAUUCAGCAUCACCAGCCCCCAUGCAGCAGAAACUUCUCCUUUCAGAAGAACAAAGAGUAGACUAUGUCCAAGUGGAUGAGCAGAAGACACAGGCUCUCCAGAGCACAAAACAGGAGUGGACGGAUGAGAGGCAAUCCAAAGUAUGAGAAACAGGGAAACUUGGGGCUCAGUUUGAGUUUUUUCUAUUUUUUUCUUUUCAACUAAAAACACACUGAUGGUCAACACAGGUCAAAACCAAGAGAGACUGUGUAGUUUUCAAGGUCUUGGCCAGAACCUUUAGGAAAGAAGACCUCUUUAUACAUUGAAGGAACAAAAGAAGGAAGCAGUUGCCUUCCUGAGGGGGCUGUGAGAGAAUCUAGCCUCCCCCCUGUCUUAUCGGAGCAAAGAUUGGAGUGAGUGUUGCCCAAGAUUAUCACAAAGCCAAGACCCAGAGUCCGGCUUAGAAUACAGUUGUCCAGGCUGCCAAUUGCAAACUCAUUCCUCUACCUCAUACUUCCUCUGAGGAUUUUGACAAAAUGGAUUAAUUGGGUGAGCCUUGGAGACAUGUGGGAAACACCUGCAGACACAAAAUGAGUAGGGAUCUGAACAGUUUUGAUACUUGAAAGGUGUGCGUGUCAAGUGAGGGUUUCUUUGUGCGAUGUUCAACUGGAACUCUAUCAUCAGUAGUUACAAUUAGAAAUACCUACUGAUGGUCAGUCUGAAGGCCAUUCUCAUGGUCCCCUAUGCAGUGUGUUUCCCUGUGAGCUGGCUAAUGCUAGCAGAGGAAUUUUUACCACCUUGGGGAAGGCGUAGGUUGUCCCUGGCUAUCCUAUGAUGGGCCCAAGCUUUUGAGUGAUAGAGAAAAAUGACCAGGAGAAACCUAUGAAUUCCAUUCUUAGGUUUCCCAGCCAAUUGCUCCCCUCUGCCUGAGAAGUAACUAGGUACUGAGAGUACAAACACUCCCACUUUAUAAUGAGGGUGUCAUGUCACCCCUUCCUUUACAGGUCCUGGGGUCCAGGACACCCAGAAUGAAGGUGUUAGUUGGGCAUGAAGUGUUAUUUAAUGUCUGUUCUUGAUCCUUCUGAGCACCUACAGCUGGAAACUAAGCAGAUACUGGUCCUGCAUUCUGACUGAGAUUUUGUCUUCUUUAUGAGGAUAGAUCAAAUUGGCAGUCAGGCCCAUGAUAGUCAGUGCAGUUGGGGCAGUUGUAGACUUUGCUACAGGAUUUCAGGGUUUCCAAUCACCCCACAGGUAAGUAAAUGCCAAAGUCUUCUUUUUUCAGACCAUACAAGAAGUCAUUUUGAUUUUCAAAGAAGCCAUAUUGAUUUUCAAAGAAGCAGGUUCUGGUGACAUUAUUUUCUUCCUUGGACAAAGUGGGGGAAAAUUUCUAAGUAUUUUAACUGAGUUCAGAGUCCUUAGUGAGCCUGGACAGAGCAAGGAGAGGUCUCCCCACUCCCUAAGCCCCACAGCCAGCUCUGCAUCACCACACACAGCCAAAGCCGGUGAGGAGCUGCCUUCCUCCCCAUGUGACUUGCAAAGAGACUCAGGCAAGAAACCAGGGCUUCAAACUGCCAAUUCCCAUGUGUGGAGCACUUGUGUUAGGAUCACUGAUUAUCUGACAAAGGCUGAUGCAGAAAAAAAUUGUAGGCCCAAGUGUCAAGAACCACACCAGAUUGGAGAUAGAAAAGAAUAGCUGAAAUUAUGUCAGCAGUGAAAUGUCACUCAAUUGACCCCCCCAAAAAGAAAAGAAAUCUGUUUCUACAAAACAUUUCCAGAAACGUAUUUAUAGCAUGAAGAAAUACACACAUGGGUAGUGUGACCUGUUUGGAUGUGAUUACUGAAAAAUGGAAUGCUCUGAAUAGGCACUCUCUGCAUUAAAGGUAUGGAAGGUGAUAGGGGUCAGAAUUUUAAAAUUUUAAUUUUGAAAAUGGUGACUCACCCCUCAUUUCCAGAGUGUAUGCAAUUGUGUCCUGCUUUGAUAACUGUUAGAGGAUGGCUAUGCAAAAGCAUAAUGAUUCAAGGAAACAAAGUACAGGUAGUUUUUGAGCUGACACCAGCAAAGGUACCAUAAGUCAAAAUAUUGGUUUUGGUGGAGAUGAUCGAUGUGUGUGUGAGAGAGAGCUAUGUUUCUGACCAAGGGCCUGAUGUUUGUUACAGAAAUGAUCCCAGAGACCUACAAGAUGUGGGAAUCAGCAUAACAGGGCAAUGCAGCAAUUAACCCCACUUUGUUUUCUGUAGUUCCUUUUUGUUUCAUUUUCUUCUGUCUCAUCGCGUUAGAAAAUUCCUCCCAGUCAGGAGUUGUCCAGUGCAGGACAGGGGACCCAAGAGUCUCAAGCUUGCAAGUCCAGAAGGUGACAAACCCAGGAGCACUGGGAGUUAAGCUUUCCUUGGGGAAGGAAGAGCCUCGAGGUCCAGCACACAGCCUGGCUCUAAAGGCACGAAGCGACCUGCCCACCGCACAGUCCACUUCACAGGAUCAGCUGAAUCAUGACCUUUAAAAGUUCCAAGUUGACACUGAAGGCUGUCCUCAGACCUGGCUUUUUCCUCAGUCCCUGUUCAUACCAUCUCUGCACCCCCAAUCAUACUGAUUUUUCAAAUUCAUUUUGUUUUUACUGUUUCAUUUCUGGUGUUAAUAAAAGUCUUAUAAGGAGGAA